This is a messenger RNA of Dermacentor andersoni, 2090 nucleotides long. NCBI's taxonomy places the organism in Eukaryota, Metazoa, Arthropoda, Arachnida, Ixodida, Ixodidae. The record is from RefSeq and is a predicted model, not a curated record.
AUUUGUCAUGUUCAUUUGUCUACGAGUUGCCGCCUUCCGUUUCUGCCACGUGCUUCUGUUAUGGUCGCUCAUCAAUCGACUCGACGUGCUUGACAUCUUUUGUGUCUUGCGGUUUCUUGUCAUUUGAUUGACGAUGCUGCUCCGGACUGCGGACAACGAUGAUGCCACAUUAUACCAGGGCGUUCUGUAACUCUGGAUGCGCGUCAUAAGCUCUACCAUGGGCACCGGUUCCUCGCAUAACCUCGUCGUGCUCGCUGCAGGAGCCGCUGCGUGUGUUGGACUCGGCGCGUACCUGUUCGAAAAGAAGUUGUACAAAUACUUGCGUCGCGUGUUUCCCACGAAUGUCAUUGUGUGUUCCUCUCUCGAUGAUUUCAGAGAAGUGGAACCUCUCUUUCUGGCGCUGUGUCGCCAGUCCAGCGUCCUGGGGCUCGACUGCGAAUGGGUGAGCGUCGGCAAGCAGAGGCGAAAAGUCGCUCUGCUUCAACUGGCCCCGACGAGAGACUUCAGCGUACUUUUGAGGCUCUGCAAAGUGUUUCCAGACGCUGCCGGGGACGUGCAGGAACAGUGUCUUUCGACCCUUCCCGAGUCGUUGAGAGACGUGCUCAACGACGACUCCAUCAUCAAGCUGGGGGUGGCUGUCUGCGAUGACGCCGCCAAGCUCCUUCACGACUACGGACUGUCCGUUCGCGGUUGCGUCGACCUGAGACACGUGCUGCGUUCUUUUCCCGAGCUCCGGCACUAUCCCCUCGGCGGGCUGAAGACGCAAGCCCGCACGAUUCUCGGCGUGCAAGCGGACGACUCCAAAGUGCUCACGUGCAGCAACUGGGAGGCGGAAUCGCUUAGCGCGGCUCAAGUCAGCUACGCUGCGGCCGAUGUCCUACUUUCCGUGCAGAUUUUCGACCAGAUAAUUCGAGACAGGCUGACGCUCACCUCUUUCAGGCCCGGCUGGUAUCGCCGGCUCAGGGCUGAAACCCUGGACGCCUGCGAACAGCUCCUGGACGUCCCUUUCUCCAAGCCGGGAAGGAACUUGAUCGAAAACGGCGCGUCCGCUGUACCCACAAUGCCGAAGAAACUAGGCUGCUUUCGGUCGUAUAUGACGCGCAAGACUCCGCUUUACGACAACUGCAUGUUACAGGCACCAGAUGGUGAACCACUCAGCAGCUGCAACUACAAGAAGGUCCAGUGGUACAUUGACAAGGGCUUGGGAAGAAUCGUCUCCCGCGAUGACGAGCCACUAGCAGUGCAGCUGAACUUCGAGCCGUCCAACCGGCCAGUGCUUGACAGCCAAUACUACACGCAAAACAAGGACAACCUCUGCGUUGUAUGCAGCUCGACACGGUCUCUUGUCCGCAAGAAUGUCGUUCCCCACGAGUACAGGAAAUAUUUUCCAGAGAUCAUGAAGAACCACAUAUCGCACGACAUCCUGCUGCUAUGCCUCCACUGUCACCAGAUCAGCAACCUAAGAGAUGGAGCACUUCGCAAGACGCUGGCCAAGGAAUGUAACGCACCCAUCGAGAGUGGGGAUGUAGGAAAAGUGAGAGACGAUCAUCAUCUGCGGAAAGUGCGUUCGGCCGGACGUGCUUUACUGCUAGCACGAAAAACGCUUCCCGAAGACAGGGCAAUGGUUCUCGAGAAUGUCCUCGAGAAGCACUUCGGUGUUGACGAAGUUACCGACGACAUCAUUAAGACAGCAUCGGAAAUGGACACGAGGAUUUACAAUGAGGAGUUUGUUCCACAUGGCUUGAAGGUUGUGGAACAUUUCAAGAGCACAACCGGACUGGUCAGCUUUGAGAUGAGGUGGAGGCAGCACUUCCUGGACUCCAUGAAGCCCAAGCACAUGCCGGCACUAUGGUCCGUAGACCACCAUCGUGAGGUGCUGGCAUUAAAGUAUGCUCAAGGCAGGGCAAAGGAUGCAACCCUGUCGGAGAUCGGCAUCACUCAGGAGUUUGUAGACAGUGUCCUAGAGAAACUUGGUGUUGCUGCAGAAGACUUGAAGAAGAAAGACUGAUGACACAGGGACACUCUGGGGUUGAAAGGGACCACUGUUACGCUUAUUCCUUUGGUUGCAGAUAAAGUGAGUAUCUACUCUA